AUCCACAACACCACCUCAAGACAGCAGCCACCACAAAUCCACGAGAAUGCAGCCAUGAUCGGCUCCUUCCUCCCCCUCCCCACCACCAUCACCACCACCUCCGGCCGCCCCCUUCCGCCCCGCGCCACCACAACGACCCUCCCCUUCCCAACGACCCCGCUCCGCCUCGGCCGCCGGCAGAUCCGCGUCUCCGUGUCGUCGUCGUCGUCGGAGAGCAACGAGGAGGGCGUGGGGAGCACCAACGGGUCGCUUCCGGGGCUUCCCCCCGUUGGCGAGGAGGAGGAGGAGGACGACGAGUCCUGCCCGGUGGAGUGCGUGACGGAGUUCAAGACGGACGAGGAGUUCAGCCGGUUCCUGGAGCGGUCGAGGGCGACGGGCGCGCUGGUGGUGGUGGACUUCUUCCGGCCCUCCUGCGGCAGCUGCAAGUACAUCGAGCAGGGCUUCAUGAAGCUCUGCAAGGGCUCCGGCGACCACGGCUCCCCCGUCAUCUUCCUCAAGCACAACGUGAUUGACGAGUACGACGAGCAGUCGGAGGUGGCGGACCGGCUGCGCAUCAAGGUGGUGCCGCUCUUCCAUUUCUACAAGGCCGGGGUCCUGGUGGAGUCCUUCGCCACCCGGGACAAGGAGAGGAUCACCGCCGCCAUUGCCAAGUACACAUCACCUGAGCAGGAGCCUGAGACGGAGCCGGAGGAGUAAUUUCUACUCCAAAUACGUACAUACAUCAAGAGCCAUCUAGCUAGCCUGGUAAUCGAGUGGUCUGCCAAAGCUAGCUAGUGAACCUGCAUUGUAGCAGGAAAAACUGGGAUUGGUUUUUAUAAUAAAGCAGAGCAUAUCAUGAAAUAGUUGUAUGCAAAGGGAUCCAUGUAGAAUGGUCGAGGAUAGAUCCUGGUUGAUUACUCAAUGCCAUUCCAGAUCCAGCGACCCCCCGUUGCAAAAUUUCAGUAGUUGACCUGAUCAUUUCAACACCUGAAUUCUACUCUGUUUUUGUCCUAAAACAGAGUUCUAUUCUAUGUGUUUUUUUGCCUCAGAACAAAUUAAGUUGAAAUGGUGUGAUUCAUGAUUGCUUGAUGAAAA
This is a messenger RNA of Aegilops tauschii subsp. strangulata, 1074 nucleotides long. RefSeq names its product thioredoxin-like 4, chloroplastic. Lineage: Eukaryota; Viridiplantae; Streptophyta; Magnoliopsida; Poales; Poaceae. Gene Ontology annotation, cellular component: chloroplast. The record is from RefSeq and is a predicted model, not a curated record.